ACACCGGAAGUUGUUGUUGCCAUGGGAACUCCAGAACGCGGCGGUUUGAAAGUGUUAGCCUGGGAGAGGGAAGAUGGCGCCGCCCGCUCCGGAGCCUGUGAGGCGGGGGAGGAACGCCCGGGGCAGCCCGGAGCCUGUGACACGGAGAUCGUCCAGACUGGUUGUAAACCAGGCGGUGCUGGCGGGGAGGAACCCGGGCUCCGUUGUGCCUGUGGGGGCCUGGAUAGAACCGGCUGACUGGGGGACCGAGUCCCGGGCACUGGUGUCCGCUGAAGAAGUUGAAGAAAAACUGGUACAGUAUCAGCAGGAGAAGCAGCAGAGGUUGAUCCGCUUUCAAGGGGAGGUGAAGCGUAGGGUAAAUCAGCAUGUCAAACAGCGUAAGAGGCAACAACUGCAGAAAUCCUAUGAUGCACUCGCCAGGGAGGGCGUUAUCAUCAAACAGUCUUCUGACGCUGCCGUGCCCUUCACCCCGAAGAGGAACACUUGUAUUUACCGCAAUACGCAAGUUGCCAUUUGUUGUUCUCGCUCUGUGCCGGCACAGAAGAUCGACGGCGACUUUGAGGAGGACCGGGAGGAAAGAGAUGAAAAUGGAAAUAAGUUAUUUAGGCAGCAUAGUAAAUUGCUGAAGAAAAGCAUGCGUCAGGUGCGCGACAGGCUGGCCGCUCUGAAGACUGUGGAGAUCGAGGAGUUAACCCUGCCUGGCGGAAUCUGGAAGGUCUCCCCCACCAGAGAUAAUCCCAUCUCCCGGAAGUCCCCGAUCCUACAUAGGCCAGACGCUGAGGAUGAGGAGUCCCUACUGAGAGGACAUCAUGACCUUCCUGUAGAGCUCCUUGCUCAAGAUCCAGAGGGACAGCUACGGGAGAGAGUACACGCAGUGCCGCCUGGGAAGCCUGUAUGUCAUCGGUUGAUGAAGGAACCUUAUCCCACUGGACCGGCUCCAGCAUAUAACACAGAUUAUCAUGCUGCUCUUGUACUUCGCCCGGGCGUUGAUGAAGAGGAAAGCCGAAAGCAAAGGCAGAAUCAGUACCUCAUGUACAGAAGACUGUUUAUGGACAUUGAGAGAGAACAAGUGAAAGAAACACGAAGACAAAAGGAGCACGAAAGGAAAAUAUCCAAAAUGAAGCGGGAGCGAGAAGCCGAGCGGCAAGUGGAAGAGCAGAGAUUGUGCAGGGCUGCGCGUCCAGAUACACCGAGGAACGUGCGCGAGUUGGAGACGCUCCUGGAGACAACUGAACAACAUAGAGAGAGAAGACAGAAAACCAAAGAACACAACCGAUAUGUAGAUGCUUUGCGGGCCCAGAUGAAAGACAAGAUGACUCUGCAUAACAUUGAGCUGCCGCCGUUAUGCUGCUGUGGAACGGAUUUCUGGGACGCUCACCCCGACACCUGCGCUAAUAACUGCAUGUUUUACAAGAACCCCAAAGCGUACACUCGGGCCUUGCAGUCGGUUCUCUCGUCUCGUGACACAUGGGAUGGAAACGCUAGCUCCAGAUUCUCCGCCUGUAACAUCAGCUCGUCACGACCCCGGUCCCUCAAGUAAUCUGGACAUCCGCUCUGGAUAGGAACAAGCAUCUGUGUGCAGUUAUUUAUUGAUCAAGGACUUCUAGAGAUUGACAUUCUAGUUCUGAAUUUGAAUGAAGCCCGUCCCAUGUACAGAAUCGGAUCUGCUGUAAUUUACCAUUAAGGUUCUGAGCUGGCCACAGCCCUUCACCGCCAAGUCUUCUCUCACACCUUUGCUGAGCCUAUGUUUUUUUUAGGCUGGUCACAUUCCAGCUGCAAUAGCCGUAGCCCGUGUAUGCAGUAUCCACACCCAUUAUAUAGUGUCACAGAAAGAAAUCUAUCCAAAAUGGGUAAGAAAAUGUUUAUUAAAAUCGCACAAAAAGUGAAUUCAUAGCAAGUGUGUGUGUGGUGGGGAGGGGGGUUCUAUCUUAUUUACUACACGCCAGCAAGAAAUACAGUACCUUGUAUUCUGGCAUCAAUGCACAUUUCCGAAACACAAAUAGCAGGAUUCUACAUAUGGGCUUUCAUAAUAAAAUCCGUACUUUCAAAAAUUAA
Molecule: messenger RNA, 2055 nt
Organism: Pseudophryne corroboree (corroboree frog)
Lineage: Eukaryota; Metazoa; Chordata; Amphibia; Anura; Myobatrachidae
Gene: CCDC15
Product: coiled-coil domain containing 15
Exons: 10
Coding region: 74-1540 (488 amino acids)
Cellular component (GO): centrosome
Source: RefSeq, a predicted model, not a curated record